Messenger RNA from Anopheles coustani, 2916 nucleotides. RefSeq names its product SET and MYND domain-containing protein 4-like. The transcript is spliced from 6 exons. NCBI's taxonomy places the organism in Eukaryota, Metazoa, Arthropoda, Insecta, Diptera, Culicidae. Bases 1 to 2235 code for a protein of 744 amino acids. Gene Ontology annotation, molecular function: protein binding. The record is from RefSeq and is a predicted model, not a curated record.
AUGGAAAACGAAUGGGAUACGUUUGCCUUCGAGCUUAUUACAAAAUAUCAGCUACAAAAAUGCGUUCUGCAUCGUUACACCAGCGAGAUGGACAUCAUACGUAGAUUAUCGAAGGUAGAAAAAAUAGAUGAAACGAUUCUCAAAUGGCUACAAGGAUUACCGGAUGUCCAUCCAGCCACCGACGAGAAGUCCAACCAGUAUCGCGAAGGAGGCAAUGCAAUUUUUAAAAGCAAAACAAAUGACCAUCUCGCUCUGGAAGCCUACAGCAAAGCAAUAUUCGCUGCCCCUGAAGGAUCGGAAGCCCUUGCGCUGGGUCACGCUAAUCGUGCUGUACUGCUCAUUCGUUUUGGUCGCUAUCGAGAGGCGUUUGAAGAUUGUGAGCUAGCGCUCGCUGGCCGCUACCCGCAGUCGAAACGAUUGAAGGUGUGUUUCCGACAGGCGGAAUGCGCCGAGCAGCUAAACGAUGGGAAGCUGUUGGACACCAUCAUUGAAAACAUUGCAUCCCAGGAAGCCACGACACGGCUGUCUGUAGCUGAAAAAGCAAAAUUAGUCCAACUUCGGGCGUUGCAGAAAGUGCUUAAUGGUCACUCGUCGCAUGCUGAGGGAGUUUUGCAGGAGGAAUUGAUUUUUCCAAAGUUGCUAGAGAAACAAAAUCAAAGCGUUGGUAGAUAUGUAGUUACAACAGAGACGAUUGAGGCAAAUAGCAUCAUUACCAGAGAGAAGGCUGUGUCGUUUAUUCCGGUCUAUGAACCGCAUCCUAAAUCCACGAUACCUUCGUUCGAUUGCCAAUAUUGUGCCCGCGUAAAUGUGAUACCAUUUCCAUGUGCUACGUGUGGGGGCGCAUGCUACUGUAGCAUACAAUGCAGAACAAACCAUGCAUCGAUACAUCGUUACGAGUGCUAUGGAUAUAGAAAGCACCUCUGGUACCAUAUCGGUAUCGCUCAUUUGGGAAUGCGCUGCUUCCUGGAUGGUUGCGCUGCGAUACGUACUACCGAUUUUAACAUCACCGAUACACUCACCGACAUUGGACAAAUUAUUUCCCCCGCUGAACAGGAUAACAGUGCACUUGGCAACUACAUUGGAUUGUUUCACUUGGUGACCAAUUUCGAGAAGAUGGAUAUGGCUGAUGUUCUUCAAUACGCGCUGGUGUCUUUCAUGUUGGCCGUAUAUUUGCGAGACUGUACGAACUUUUUCAGUGAAAUGAAAAGUUUGUCGCACAACGAGAAAUUAGUGUUUGUUGGUACACGCGUGCUACACCACGUUGGCCAGCUAGUUUGUAAUGGUCACGUGAUAAGCGAACUACGCGGGACACUGCCUUCAGAAGUCAACUGUUACGAAAGAAAUAGUUUGCACAUCAAUGCCGGCCACCUGCACCGGUAUUUCACCAGCUCGCGCGUGUUCACUGGAAUUUUUCCUCGGAUCAGUUUGUUCAAUCAUUCAUGCGAUCCGAACAUACGAAAUCAUUUCGAAGGAUCAACACUCACGGUACACGCUACAAGAACCAUCGACGCCAAUGAACAAAUCUUCAACUGCUACGGUCCGAACUGCAAGAUUAUGACUACGAAGGAACGGAAAAUGUACCUUCGUAAGCAGUACUGCUUCGAUUGCAACUGUUCUAGUUGCUCGGCCAACGAUGAUUCCGGUAGUGAAAUGUACAAGCUAAUCAAAUGCCCACAGGCAGGUUGUGGGAAGCAGUUCCCAAAAGAAUUGAGACAGCAAGACCUACGUGAUGCAUUAAAUUGCAUGCACUGUGGAGAAAAAAUAAAUUGUGCGUGGUUUACUACUAUAGUACAAAUAGUCCAAGAAGGCCAAGACUAUACCAACCAUCUGUUUCGGAUAUGCCUUCGAGCGUAUGCAGAGGGUUGCCAAAUUCUGACAAAGUAUAAUGAAACGAAGGUACACAUUUUGGCCAUAAUAUUUGAUUAUUUCCUGCAGUUUGCUGGCAUCGAUCCCUUUUGUUUGAGUGCAUUGAAAACUCUGGUUUAUGAGUUGAUCAUGCUGCGACGCAAUCAGUUCGGGCACAUGAGCCUGGAAUACAUCGUUGGAUGUUUAUAUCUGCUAGAUCUGCUAGCCAUUGAGAGGCUUGUAAACGAUGGUAGGGCGGUUCGUGUGGAUGUGCAUUGUUGCAAAAUUUUGACAGACUUUCGCGAGGCGCUUAGUAUUGUAGGAGAAAAUACCCGUUCAACGGUUUUGCAUUAUUUAGACAAGUAUGUCACGUUAGAUGGCCCAGAAUGAACUGGCUAGCGAGCACAACCAAAUUAGGCAUAUUACCUUUCCGGACGGUUCCUUUGUUCAUGUUAUAAGCAUAAGUAACAUCUCUGAAUAGCGAAAUCUUUGGUCAGUUCAUACGGAGGAAAAAGCAAGAACUGCAGAAAUCUCAAGGCACUAAAAAGUGGCAAGAAAGGAAAAUAGUUUCCUGACCGAACUUCUCAAUUUUCAUUUCCCGGAACUCUACUGAGUAUCCUGUCUUUUUCUUAUUUGUUCGUUUUGAAGCUCCAUCGUUUCUAUUUUACGGACUUUUUUCAUAACUGAAUUCAACCGAGGUCGUGAUGAGAAUUUAAAAAAAGUGAGCUAAUUUCAAAUCAUUAUACAACUGUGAACGAACACGGUAUUUCUGGAAUAAUAGUAAUGGUUAUUUUAUCUUUGAAUGUAAAAUAACUUCUAUCACAGCAACGUUCUUCUCUUUAACUUUUUCUCUUAUUAGUCUUAAAAUUUGAAACAGUUGAAAAACUACUUUUGAUAAACGCCAGUGUCAAGGAACUUCGAUGCUUGAGGCAUUUCGUAACAAACGUGAAAUUUGGUUCAAUACUACAAAUCAUGUACCUAAUGUUCAUGCUUAUGUAUUAAUUUUCGUUUUUCUCAUCAUAUGAAUUUCCGAGAUUUAGCUCAUCGAGAGUUAAAUAUAACUGAAUAUAC